Messenger RNA from Acanthochromis polyacanthus (spiny chromis), 4357 nucleotides. It is a transcript of the gene zdhhc16b, whose product is annotated as zinc finger DHHC-type palmitoyltransferase 16b. Gene Ontology annotation, cellular component: Golgi apparatus. The transcript is spliced from 10 exons. The record is from RefSeq and is a predicted model, not a curated record. Gene Ontology annotation, molecular function: palmitoyltransferase activity. NCBI's taxonomy places the organism in Eukaryota, Metazoa, Chordata, Actinopteri, Pomacentridae. The coding region runs from base 347 to 1447 and encodes 366 amino acids. Gene Ontology annotation, biological process: protein palmitoylation.
GAAUGGAUUUUCAUGACGUGUCCGUUAUUUUAUGUGAUUUUGGAGUUACCCUUGCUGGGACAGUUGUUGACACCCGGUGCCACACGGUGAUUAAAAUAUUUCACUGCCGACAUAGCGCCAGAGACGUGUUAUUCGUGGUGUUUGUUGACUCAUCUGUCUAAUAUACGAUCUUCGUGAGGGAGGUUGCACUGUACGUUGAACCGCUCGAUGCCGUCGGUCUGCUUCUGCAGCAGUCAGCGGAGACGUUAAACCUUGAGCCCGACCUCAACAUGACCUGACCGGGCAGUUGGAGCUCUCCGCCCCGUUCUCCUGACCAGGCAGAGUGUUUAGGAGGGGAGGCGGCCUCAUGCGUAUGGGCAGCAACUGGAGGUGGCAGCUCUCCCGGGCCAUGCGACUCGCAAUGCGCUGGUGCCGGUUGUGCCGCCUGCAGAGGGGAGGCCGAGGCGGCGCCAGCAAACCGUGGAUCAGCGGCAGGUUGUUGGAGCUGUGGACUUACAGCAAACUGCUGCUCCAGUCGCUUUAUUACAACAGCCUCACCAACUCAGACACUCUGCUGGACUGUGCGUUCGAACCCGUCUACUGGAUCGUGGAUAACGUGACUCGCUGGUUUGGAGUGGUGUUUGUCUCUCUCGUCACGAUGCUGACGUCCUCGGUUGUGGUCAUCGUCUACCUGUUUGUCCUACCCACAAUCAUCAGCACUUACCCUGUGCACUGGAUUGUCUGGCACCUCUGCUGUGGCCACUGGCUUCUCAUCAUGGUGGUCUUUCAUUACUACAAGGCCACUACCACCUCACCGGGACACCCACCAAAGGACAAAAUUCACAUCCCCUCCGUGUCCAUCUGUAAGAAAUGUAUCACACCAAAACCACCAAGGACACACCACUGUAGCAUCUGCAAUGUGUGUGUUUUGAAGAUGGACCAUCACUGUCCAUGGUUGAACAACUGUGUGGGCCAUUUCAACCAUCGCUACUUCUACUCCUUCUGCCUUUACAUGACUCUGGGCUGCAUUUACUGCAGCAUCAGCAGCAGGAACUUGUUUCUGGAUGCCUACAAUGCCAUAGAGUCUUACUACCAGACGCCUCCUCCAGACUUCACCUUCAAAGAAACCACUGCUCAUAAGAGCGUCAUCUUCCUCUGGGUGCUGACCAGCUCAGUGGCAGUAGCUCUAGGAGGACUCACCUUGUGGCAUAGUUUGCUCAUCAGCAGAGGAGAGACCAGCGUGGAGCGACACAUCAACCGCAAAGAGGUCAAAAGACUGAGGGAGAAGGGCAAAGUGUUCAGGAAUCCAUAUAAUCACGGUAAAAUGAACAACUUGAAGCUACUGUUUGGUGUGGAGAAAAGAAGUCACUGGUUCACUCGGGUCCUGUUACCUUCCAACCAUCUUCCCAGUGGAGACGGCAUCAUGUGGGACUGUAACUUCACCAGGAGAGACCCCAUGGCCAUCUGAUUGGCAGGGUUUGAUUCCUCUACCACAUCAAAAACCUUAAAGCAACAUUUCCACUACAAGCAACAUGGCUGAUGUGGCACUCAUUUCUGAACUUUGAGUGCUGCAGCGAGAAUCUGGUUCAUCUGCUCCUACAAUCAUGAGACAAGGAACAGAAGACGUGUUGUUACUCACGUAGGAGCACAUGGAAAGCACUACUGAUUCAACUUUUUAAGAUCAAUCUAUCACCCGUCAGCCUUGUUCAGGAGGUCUAACCUAAGACUGCAGAGCUGCUGACUGAUUGGAUGAGUGGGUGCUGCUGGUCAGCAUCCUCCUCCAGCAUAAAUCCAACCAUCAGUCAAGACUCGACUGUGAAUUGUACAUUAUUUGGACUGAAAACCAACUUAACAGACUCUUUCUUACAAGUGUGUGAGACGGAUGGAUGGAAACACUGUAACAUGCAGGUACAGCUUAUUAAAGGUGUUUGUGUUGCAUUUUUCAAACAUCAAAUCAGCACAUUGUAAACUUAAACAUGAUUGAUAGCGGCCAUUCAACUCCAGCUGUGCUGGUAAUGUGAACAAAUUUAGACUAUAUUACACUGAAACUCAGCUUGUUUCUUUAAUUAAUUAUUAAUAAUUUUCUGUGUUUGCCGAGAGGUGUUUUACACUGCCCAUCCAAAAGAAAUGUUGCUCUCUCUAAUAUUUCAUUGGACUGCCUUUAGCUUUUAGUACGGCACUCAUCCGCCGUGGCGUCGUUUCAAUAUAUGCUUUUGUAAUGUCAAAGCAUUUAUUUCUGUCCAGAGUUGGAUUAAUUUUCUACCAAGAUCUUAUAUUGAUGAUGGGAGAGUCGGACAAAGUGUUCUCCAGCGCAUCCCAAAGAUUCUCAGUGGGGCUGAGGUCUGGACUCUGUGGAGGCCAAUCCAUGUGUAAAUGAUGUCUCAUGCUCCCUGAUCCACUCAUUCUCAAUGUGAGCCCCAUGAAUCCUGACAUCGUCAUCUUGGAACAUGUCCAUGCUAUCAAAGAAGAAAAACUCCACUGAUGAAAAGACCUGGUCAUUCAGUAUAUUUAGGUAGUCGGCUGACCUUAUUCUUUGGGAACAAAAUGUCGCUGAACCUGACCAACCCCAGAUCAUGACCCUAACCCCCACAGGCUUGUAGGCACUAGCCAUGAUGAGUGCGUCACUUCAUCUGCCUCUCUUCUUGUCCUGAUGCACUCAUCAUUUUGGAACAGGGUAAAUCUGGACUCAUCAGAUCACGUGACGUUCUUUCACUGUUCCAGAGUCCAAUCUUUAUGCUACCGAGCAAACUGAAGCCUUUUUUUCUGAUUAACCUCACUGAUCAGUGGUUUUCUCAGAGAUACACAGCUGUUUAGUCCCAAUCCCUUGAGUACCCUUUGCAUUGUGUGUGUGGAAAUGCUCUUACUUUAAUUAUUAAAUACGCUGUGAGUUCCGACCACAUUUGUUCCUCAAAGAUGAUGGUUAUCCUUCAGGUUUUAAUAAUACGUUGGACGGUUCUUAACCUGAUUUUAGUAUUUUCAGAAAUCUCCUUAGUUGUUUUCUUUGCUUGAUGCAGGCCAAUAAUUUGACCCUUCUGAGACAGAUCAAUGUCCUUGUUGAAGAAAUGAGAAUUCCUCACUGCAUCAGCUAGGGUGAAAUAAGUUGUUGCAGCUGAAACAUAUUCAUCACUGCAGUAAUUGUCUCAUGGAAGGCUCUUACCUAUUUGCCUAGUUAAAUCCAAGUGGCAUUUUUUUGGACAGGCGGUGUAUUUUCCAUUUGAAAACAGCUUUAUCCCGUUAACCUUAGUCUCCACUAUAAGAGCAGCACUCUGUUCUUAAUUCAUGUUGUGAAACAGUUCAGCAGAUUUCCCUUUAAAUGUGACUUAUUGGCGAGAGACAUAAAAGAAAGACUGGCAGUCUUUUCAGAGAAGCUCUCCUGUGUUUACACUGUUGUACUGUGCCAGCAUGAAUGUGCUAAUGAUUCACUGAUGAUAAAAGUGCAGAACACAGCACCAAUAACUACUGUACUGAUCAUGGACUCAGUGACUGAUCUUGCCUGUUUAUUCCAAAGGUCUUUAAGCUUUUAUUGUAUAAUUUGUCUAUAGUAACUGUUGAUGUGUCUUAAAAUCAUGAGAUGAAACCAUAUUCUCAAUAUUGUUUUUGGAUUUGUUUGAUGGGUUUCCUGUGAUUAUUGAAAUAAUUCUCAAACAUGUUGUUUUCAUGUUUAUCACCCACCAUGUUUACACCUACAGGUAAACUGUGUUUUGAAAGCGUGUGAUGAUGAGAUUGAUUGAAAAACUGGUCUGAGCUUUUGUUCUGGUGCCAAAGAGCAAAAAACCAAGAGUUUGAUUCACUUUUCUUCAAUUUCUGACUUGAAUCUUUUGCUUGCUUAACAGUUUAAAGGUGGAGUGAAUUAAUUAGUGGAGUCAGUAGUGGAAUAACGUUGUGUGAAUCGGUUUGAGACCCUUAGGUUGUUUUGUAUUUACAGAGUCAGAGUUGUGUACCAACACCAGAUUUUGACCUACACUGAACAGACAGGUGUCAGGAUGAGAAUCUGAAUCUGACAAAGUGUAUUAAUAAGAAUAAUGGAAUCACUGACUCCACCUUCUAAAAAAAACUACACAAGGCCCAGUUUCUCAUCUUUGACAUUUCAGUUUUGGAUACUGGUGAAGAAGUUGUGUGCCUUGUUUGGAUCUUCAGCCUUGAAAUUGAGCCUCUUAAAUGAGUCAAUCAGGCACUGUGAAAUAUAAUUCUUUUUUGAAAAAAAAAUUCCCUUUAAGAUUUUUUACUGCAACGUGUUCAUAUCAGUGACAGUCACUAGGACGAGUUGGAUGUGUAGUUGCCAUAGAAACAUGACAUCCACCUAUGAUAUCAUUUGUAAUCAGCAGGAGCUGUGCUCUGGUUUGAAUUUUCCUUUUGAAAUAAAACAUGUUUUUUGCAA